AUGGGUGUUAUGGGAAUGAUUGGGCCGCAAGUCCAUAUCACUCCGCUCUUUUAUGUCAUUUCCAUAUCAAUCCUCAUGCUUCUUAAAUCUGCCUAUAUUCUUUUACUCACACUUUUGAUCCUCAUCGUUAAUGCAUUAGACGCAAUGCAACUUGAUGAGUUCCUUUCCUUGUCAGCAGCUGCAGGAACAGUGACCACCAAAGCGGAUGUAUAUGCAUUUGGAGUGGUUUUGAUGCAGCUAAUUUCUGGAAGAAAAGCUGUAGAUGACACUCUGCCAGAUGAGAACCCUCAUUUGGUCACAUGGUUUUGUAGGAUUCUAAACAAGAAGGAGACAAUUGCCAAUGCCAUUGACCAAACUAUUAACACCGAUGAGGAGACCAUAGAGAGCAUAUACAAAGUUGCUGAGCUGGCAGGACAUUGCACUACUCCCAAGCCAUACCAAAGACCAGAUAUGGGGUAUGUAGUCAACAUCUUAAGCUCUCUUGUAGGGCAGUGGAAACCUGCUUGUCCUAACACUUCAAAUGGAGUUAAGGACAUCUAUAGCUUUGACCAAAGCAUGAGCCUUCCUCAAGAUCCACAAAGAUGGCAAACGAUGUAG
Messenger RNA from Quercus lobata, 597 nucleotides. Its product is annotated as receptor-like kinase TMK4. The transcript has 2 exons. The record is from RefSeq and is a predicted model, not a curated record. NCBI's taxonomy places the organism in Eukaryota, Viridiplantae, Streptophyta, Magnoliopsida, Fagales, Fagaceae. The coding region runs from base 1 to 597 and encodes 198 amino acids.